GGACUUGACGUGGUGGUAACAAGGAGAUACAGGGGCCAGGCUGAGCACGUGCGAGGGUCUGGCGCGUUCUUGACUUCCCUUUCUCCCCCCACAGACUGAGGUCACCUGUGUCAUCAGUCCUGCCUCCUUAGCACCUCAGAUCCACUAACCCAGCACCCCCAUCUAGUCUGAGCCACUGUCAUUUCUCCCUGACGUUUCUGGGACUGCCUCCUGUGACUGGCCUUCAGUUGUGUGGGCAUGCCCCUCCCCCCAGGCCAUCAGUUCAGUUCUCCACAGUAUAGCUGGAAUUAUCUUUGUAACAUGCACUGAUCCCAUCUCUCCUUUGUUUGAAACCUUUCCAUGGCUUCCCCUGUGCUCUUAGGACAACCUACGAACCCUAGCUUGGUCUGCGGUCCUUUCUCGGGCCUACAAACCUCUCUGCCUUUCUUCACGAACCCUGUUGCACAUUCUGAUGUGGCCACACUGGCCUCAAUUUAUGACCCCACCAGCGGGAUACAAGUGUGCCUGUGUCCCCGGUUCUUGGCCAGUCCAGGCAUUACUUAGCAUGUACGUGCUCAGUUCUCAGCUAACCUGAGGGCGAGACCUGGUCUCUAGAGCAGGACAGAGGUGACAGUUGGCUUGUGGGCACAGAUCUUGUCUCUGCCCUCUUCCAGCAGCCACUCUACUCCCCUGGCUGACUUCUGACAGCCUUCGGGUCUUGGCUGAACUGUGCAUCUUGACCCCAGAAACGGGUUGGGCGUCCCUUGUCCCAUAACACCCUUUGCUUCCUCACCGUGGCCCCAGUCAAAUCGUGUGUCGGUUGUCGAUGCUCCUGCCUGUCUCCUGUGCUGCACUGAGAGCUCUGUGGGGCCAGGAACCACUCAGACGAAUGCCUCAUGCAGGACCUGGCUGUCACAGGCUGUCACAGGUGCUGGAUGUUGGAAUGAACGGAGGCUCUCAGCAGGCUGUACUGGCCCUGGGAACCAGAACACUCGCUGUGGAGGCCACAGAGGGUAGGGAGGACGGUGAGGAGGUAACUCAGGGCUUGUGUUUGGUGAUCGACCUUUUCUUCUCCACCUCUCUCCCCCACCUUCUAAAAUAGACGGGACAGGGCAGACUUGGGUGACUGAGAAGAUACACAAAGGACAGACAUUUCAGACUUCCAAGAUGGUGAUCCCACGAGAGUCCGCCUGUCUAGCCUUAGAUAUUUAUGUAUGUAUGUGUUGAUUUAAUGUUUGUUUACUUUUGAGAGAGACAGAGUGUGAGCAGGAGAGGGGUGGAGAGAGGGAGACACAGAAUCUGAAGCAGGCUCCGGGCUCUGAGCUGUCAGCACAGAGCCUGAUGUGGGGCCCGAACCCGUGAACCGUGAGAUCACGACCUGAGCCGGAGUUGGAUGCUCAAUAGACUGAGCCACCCAGGCGCCCCUGUGUUAAUUUAAAACGUAGAGCGAAAACAAUGUUCACAAGGGCGGGGUGGGGAGUCCCAUUCCUUCAAUGGACGGAGGAUUUUUUCCCCCCAUAGUGUGUCUGGUGACAUAUAGCGAUCUGUUUGUUAUUUGUCCCCUCCCCUCUGUAACACACGUCUCCUCGUGUUUAGUGCUGUUCUCUGUCUGUAGCUGUAUCUGAUACUUGGUUGGAGCUCAGUAGGUAUUGGUGUCAACGGGUGAGCACGUGAAACCCUUGCUUUAUGUCAAUGCACAUACAUCCUUUUUUAUUCUCUCGAAAAGAAGCCUACGUUGCACUUACAGCUGUAGGCUAGCUACAUCCCUGGAAGUGGACCUGUCGGGACAAAGGGAAUGUGCGUUUGACAUUUUUAUAAACAUGGCCAAAUUGCCCUCCAGGAAGGGUGCGUCGAUUUAUGGCCCCACCAGCGGAAUAUGAGCGGGCCUGUUUCCCUGGUUCUCAGCCAGUGCCAGGCAUUACUUAGCACCUGCUCAGUUCUCAGCUAACCUGAGGGAAAGACCUGGUCCCUGGAGCACGACAGAGGCGAUAGUUGGCUUGUGGGCAUGGGCUGUGCUGCACUGCCAAGUGCACAGGGCAGAUAGGUCAUGGCCCUUGGAGCCCCAAGGAGAGGGAGAGCCGUGGGGGGCGGGCGUCCGAGAGGCUACUGAAACUUACAGUCCUGGAGCAGGGCUUUGAGAACGGUCAUGGCCUGGAAGAGGGGUCUGUGGCCAGACCCGGGGCUUCUGGUGGAGUCACUGACGUCCUCCAGCAAGCACGUGGUGUUUGGGGAACGGCUGCGUAGACGACGCAGCCGCCUGUGGGGCAGGAGGCCUGUAAGCCACAGACCUCUCCGCUCACUGGGGCUUGGGUCUCAGAGGGCUUUUCACUCCCUUAAGGAGCUGGGCCCAUUUCAGCGUUGCGGAAGAACGGACAGGGAGAAUAAAAAUAAUAGGAGCUGGCAUUUAUUAGCCCUUCUUCUGUGCUAGGCCUCGGACUGAGAAGAAUUUAACACAUGAGGGGCAGGCACUCUCGUGAGCCCCAUUUUCUAGAAGGGGAAAUGGAGGCUCAGAGAAGGCCGGUGACCUGCCUAAGAUCAUGCAGCAAGCUCAGGUAGCCUUCCUCCAGGGAGAAAGGAAAGGGCAAGAGAACCUCAAGACAGACCUGGUGCGGCGGAUCAAGAUGUUGGAGUAUGCACUGAAGCAGGAAAGGGCCAAGUAUCACAAGUUGAAGUUCGGGACGGACCUGAACCAGGGGGAGAAGAAGCCAGAACUGGCAGAACAAGUUUCCAAUGGCCCCAUGGAGUCGGUCACCCUGGAGAACAGCCCGCUGGUGUGGAAGGAGGGGCGCCAGCUUCUCCGACAGUACCUGGAGGAGGUGGGCUACACGGACACCAUCCUGGACAUGCGGUCCAAACGCGUGCGGUCCCUCCUGGGUCGCUCGUUGGAGCUCAACGGGGCCGUGGAGCCCAGCGAAGGUGGCUCCAGGGCCACGCCAGGCCCCGGGGGGCUCAGUGGCGGUGAGUCGCUGCUGGUGAAACAGAUCGAAGAGCAGAUCAAAAGGAACGCGGCAGGCAAAGAUGGCAAAGAGCGCCUGGGCGGCUCGGUGCUGGAGCAGAUCCCCUUCCUGCAGAGCUGUGAGGACGAGGACAGUGACGAGGACGACGAGUUGGACAGUGUGCAGCACAAGAAACAGCGGGUGAAGCUGCCCUCCAAGGCCCUGGUGCCUGAAAUGGAGGACGAGGACGAGGAGGAUGACUCUGAAGAUGCCAUCAACGAGUUCGAUUUCUUGGGCUCGGGAGAGGAUGGGGAGGGCUCCCCGGACCCUCGACGAUGUGCCGCAGAGGGGACCCACCACGAGUUGGCCCCGUGCUUUGUCCCUGCAGAAAGCCGGCGGGUCAAACUCCAGGGAAUUUUGGCCGACCUUCGGGAUGUGGAUGGGCUGCCCCCUAAAGUGACGGGUCCCCCUCCUGGCACACCCCAGCCCCGGCCACACGAAGGUUCCUUUGGCUUCUCCUCAGACGUUUUCAUCAUGGACACUAUCGGGGGCGGGGAGGUGAGCCUGGGGGACUUGGCGGAUCUCACCGUCACCAACGACAACGACCUCAGCUGUGAUCUCUCUGACAGCAAAGAUGCCUUUAAGAAGACGUGGAACCCCAAAUUCACCCUGCGCUCACACUACGACGGCGUGCGCUCCCUGGCUUUCCACCACAGCCAGGCCGCCCUGCUCACCGCCUCUGAGGACGGCACGCUCAAGCUCUGGAACCUGCAGAAAGCCGUCACGGCCAAGAAGAACGCCGCGCUGGAUGUGGAGCCUAUCCACGCCUUCCGGGCUCACAGGGGCCCUGUGUUGGCAGUAGCCAUGGGCAGCAACAGCGAGUACUGCUACAGCGGCGGGGCCGACGCCCGCAUCCACAGCUGGAAGAUUCCGGACCUCAACGUGGACCCCUAUGACGGCUACGACCCGAGUGUGCUGAGCCACGUGCUGGAGGGCCACGGGGACGCUGUAUGGGGCCUAGCCUUCAGCCCCACCUCCCAGCGCCUGGCCUCCUGCUCUGCUGACGGCACCAUCCGCAUCUGGGACCCGAGCAGCAGCAGCCCAACCUGCCUCUGUACCUUCCUCACAGCCAGCGAUCAUGGGAUCCCCACCUCAGUGGCCUUCACCAGCACCGAGCCCGCCCACAUCGUGGCCUCCUUCCGCUCUGGCGACACGGUCUUGUACGAUCUGGAGGCUGGCAGUGCCCUCCUCUCGUUGGAGUCCCGGGGGAACAGUGGCCCAACCCAAAUCAACCAGGUGGUGAGUCACCCAAACCAGCCCCUCACCAUCACCGCCCACGACGACAGAGGCAUCCGCUUCCUGGACAGCCGGACAGGGAAAUCCGUGCACUCUAUGGUUGCCCACCUGGACGCGGUCACCUGCCUAGCCGUGGACCCCAAUGGCGUGUUCCUGAUGUCGGGAAGCCAUGACUGCUCCCUGCGUCUGUGGAGCCUGGACAACAAAACAUGCGUGCAGGAGAUCACGGCCCACCGCAAGAAGCACGAGGAGGCCAUCCACGCCGUCGCGUGCCACCCCAGCAAGGCCCUCAUUGCCAGCGCAGGCGCCGACGCCCUGGCCAAGGUCUUCGUAUGAUGCCCACCUGGCCCCGCCCCGGCCUCCACCUCGGCUGGGGAGCGGGGCCAGGCAGGUGGGACUGAGGCGACUCCCAGCCUCGGCGGAGGCCCGGAGGCCCGGCCUCUUCCCGCCUGCCUUGGAACCUGGUGGUGCUAAUGCCCCUUUCCCUGGGAGGCCAUCCCCCACAGCCUCCCCUUCCCCAAGCAUCCAGCCUGGGGGGCAGCCUCCUUCAGGACUUCCCCUCCCGGACGUCCUCGAGGAGUUUCCUCUCUGCACCCGGACACCCAGUCCUGGUAUCUGAACUGCUUUCUUGGGUGCAGCACAGCCAGGGCUGGGUGUCCUUGGGGAUCAGCUUUUCCAAGACGCCAGAAGGUGCCAGGUUCUCUCUUUGAACCCCCGAUACCCCCCUCCUUCUUCCCAGACCUGGGUGGUAGCUGUGCCGGGAAGAGCCCCAGGCGCCCCCGCUCUGGGUCCCCUGGGAAGCCAUGGCACCAGCUGGACCACCUGGUCCUCCUCAGCGGGGAGCGCCGGCCUGGUCCACUCCAGAAGCUAGCCCCAGUCCACCACCCUCUCCUCCAGUUCCCUCAACACAGCUUUCCAGACACUACCCAGCGCCUCCAGGGCCAGUAACUGCCUGGGGAUCAGGUGAUGCCCUCGGGGGAGGCGCCCACCCCUCUCCCCUCCCUCCCCCAGCACUCUUCCAAGGGCAACCCCCCAGCCCCCACGGGGUCACCCAUGGGGAGAGAUGGCCUUCUCUCACCCCUCCCUGGGGCAUGGAGGCUGGAGGGGGUCCCCCUGGUCCCCCACAACUCCCUGUAUAUCUGUAUAAAUAAAUGGGAUUUUAAUGGAGCCCCGCCCCCACCCAUGUUGUUAUCACUGUGUGAUAGUCUGUGUCUCCUCUCCUGGCCCUCCACUCUCUUCCUCUAUUUAUUUCACUCUUUUUUUGGGUUCCACCCUGAGCCCUCGGGCCCCCUUCAAGGUUCCUGUUUAUAAGCCCCGUCCCCUCUGCCCUGGACUUGGAUGUGAAACUUGUCUCAAUAAACCCUUUGGAGUAAGA
Molecule: messenger RNA, 5586 nt
Organism: Panthera uncia (snow leopard)
Lineage: Eukaryota; Metazoa; Chordata; Mammalia; Carnivora; Felidae
Gene: STRN4
Product: striatin 4
Exons: 18
Coding region: 2517-4547 (676 amino acids)
Cellular component (GO): dendrite
Molecular function (GO): protein-containing complex binding; armadillo repeat domain binding; calmodulin binding
Source: RefSeq, a predicted model, not a curated record